CAUCUUCUCUUGCACGAUGGCCCCAGGGCAGGUCCACAUGGCGGCUCCUGUUUGCCUAAUUGAGAACAUGCCGGAUGGGAAGCUUGUGGUGAACCGGGAGGCUGCCGAGCUGCUUGCCAGGAUCCGCCAGCCAGUGGUGGUGGUAGCCAUUGUGGGGUUGUACCGCACUGGCAAGUCCUACCUCAUGAACAGGCUUGCCGGCAAGAGAAAAGGUUUCUGUUUGGGUGCCACAGUGCAGGGGCUCACGAAGGGCAUCUGGAUGUGGUGCCUCCCUCACCCCCACAGGCCUGACCUCACACUGCUGUUGCUGGACACAGAAGGGUUGGGUGAUGUGCAGAAGGGAAACACACAGAACGACUUGUGGAUCUUUGCCCUGGCCAUUCUGCUCAGCAGCACCCUGGUGUACAACAGCAUAGGCACCAUUGACCAAAAUGCCCUGGAGAACCUGCACUAUGUCACUGAGCUGACAAAAAAGAUUAAAGCAAAAGCUUCCUCCGGGGAAGAUACAGAGGAGGAGAACUCUACCGAAUUUGUCCGUUUCUUCCCAGACUUCAUCUGGGCAGUGCGGGAUUUCACACUACAGCUGGAGAUAGAUGGACACCCCGUCACUGAUGAUGGGUACCUGGAGAAUGCCUUGAGACUGCAGAAAGGUAAUACUGAGCAAAUCCAGAGGUGCAACAUGCCCAGGUCGUGUAUUCGCAGAUUCUUUCCUUCGCGGAAAUGUUUCACGUUUGACCGCCCAGCUAGCAGGAAAAAGUUGUCUCAGCUGGAGGAACUGGAAGAAGAUGAUUUGGAGGAAGAUUUCUUGGAGCCAGUGGGUCGUUUCUGCCAACACAUCUGGGAGACAUCUCGGCCGAAGACAGUACCGGGAGGCCAAGUUGUGACAGGAAUAAUGCUUCAGAACCUGACGAAGACCUAUGUCAAUGCUAUCAACAGCGGGGAUUUGCCCUGCUUGGAGAAUGCCGUGCUGGCCCUGGCAGAGAUUGAGAACGCAGCAGCUGUCUGCGAUGCCAUUUCCUCUUACGAAGAGCAGAUGGGGCAGCGGUUGAAGCUGCCCACGGCCACCGUCAAUGAGCUGCUGGCGGUACACGCCGAGUGUGAGAGGGAAGCCACUGGCAUCUUCAUGGCCCGUGCCUUUGGGGAUGAGUUGGUUAAAACAUCACAAAAGAAGCUUGAGCAAGAGCUGAAGCAGAAAAAGGAAGAGUUCUGCAGGAAGAAUGAGCAGGCGUCUUUGGACCGCUGCUUUGCUGUGCUGACUGACCUUUCCCAGGAGCUAGAAGAUGAGCUCCGGAUGGGAAUUUACUCUGUGCCUGGUGGCUACCAGCGUUAUCUGGAGAAACGGGAUGAAGUAGAGAAGAAAUACCACUUGGUACCUGAGAAAGGCAUUCAGGCAGACAAAGCUCUUGAAGAAUUCCUGAAAUCCAAGCAGACUGUGGCAAACUCACUCCUUCAGAUGGACCAUGCCCUGACUGACAAAGAAAAGGAAAUUGAGGCCCAGCGUGCUCAGGCCGAAGCAGCCCAGCUGCAGCAGAAGCUGUUGGAACAGGAGCAGGCCAGACUAAAGCAAAUGGUGGAGGAUGAGAAGCGAAGCCACGACGAACAGCUCCAGCUGUUGAACGAGAAGAUGGAGCAAGAGAAAAAGUUGAUGGAAGUGGAAACAAUAAAGAUGAUACAGCAUAAACUCAAGGAACAAGAGGAACUGCUGAAGGAAGGAUUUCAGCAGAGGGCCAAUGAGAUGGAAAGUGAAAUCCAACGUCUCAAAGAAGAAAGUCAGAACUCCAAGAUGGCACUUGUGCUAUCUGCUAUAGAAAAAGGGCUGUCAGCUGCAUCAUCUAUAGCAACACAACUUUUGCAGUACAGGAUGCAGAGCAACAUGCUUUCCAGUGCUCUAAAUCAACAAAAGAGUGAAAGUCCACCAAAGAGUGUAAAUAGCACACCAAGGAGUAAAAACCCACCCAAGAAUGUAAGGAUCCCACCAAAGAAUCCAAAGAAAUAGUUCCAGCAUGGGAAUAAAUGGGGCUAGUUGUUGUUAAGUUUGCUGCUGACUUCCUUAUCUUAUCACCACAUCCACACCUUCAUUGCACUGUUGUGUAUAGAUCAGUGUUCGAAAUUCGCCAAGCUCAUUUUGCACCCGGCUACUGGCCACUUUGAGAACAGGUGAAGGUGGAUGCCUGGGGAUCCUUG
Messenger RNA from Lacerta agilis (Sand lizard), 2184 nucleotides. Its product is annotated as guanylate-binding protein 1-like. Lineage: Eukaryota; Metazoa; Chordata; Lepidosauria; Squamata; Lacertidae. Gene Ontology annotation, molecular function: GTPase activity; GTP binding. The record is from RefSeq and is a predicted model, not a curated record. The transcript has 10 exons. The coding region runs from base 17 to 1996 and encodes 659 amino acids.